AUCAUCAUCAUCAUCUUCAUCAUCGUCUGAGUGCAGCUUCUCUCUCAGAAACUGAAGGUUUUCAGGUUGUUGCAGAGUGAUGGCAGGACGCAGGCAGAGAUGGAAGCCUCUGCAGCUGCUGGUCAUCUUCAGCCUCCUCAUCUUCACCAACCACAUCCAGGUGAGAGGAGACGUCCAGGAGAAGCUGAGCCGUGACGUCGGUGCUGAACAUCUCCUCCAAGGAGCGUCUGAAUCCAGCAGACUGAUCCCAGAUCAGCUGCUGCUGCACAAUGACAAGGAUCUUGAUGUCUUCUUGGUUGAUUUCAACAAAGAGAUGAUGGAGGAUUGGUGGCAAAGUGUUUCAGAGAUCUCUGCCAGCGUCAGACAGAAAGUUCUGGUUCUGACAGGCAGCACUGACCCAUCAGAGGGGAAAAUGAGGCAGGAAAACAGCUUAGAUCCUCAGAAACGUGUCCCAGUCAGCCUGAAGUUCCUAAACAAUCAGUCCUGUGUGUCAGAGUUAGACGGCAUCACUGAAGGAGAAAUACUGGUCCAGAACCGACAAUCUGGAUCUGGGGGUUCUGGUUCCCUACCUGAAAAUCUGACCCUGAAACUAGAACCUGAAGCAGCAGCAGAUUUCUCUCUCCAUGGAAACACAACCCUGAAUUCUGGAGGUCACCUCCCCAAAGCUGCUUUGGUCCAUGGUCCAGAAGAACCGAACCAAGAGAAUCCUCCAGUUUAUCAGGUAACCAAUGAGUCUGACCCGGUUUGCAGCUCCAGAACCUCUCAGAGAGCAGAUGAGCCCAUCGUAGAGUUUGACCAGCAGCAGAUCCUGAUGUUAGAAGAUGAUGAGGUGGUGAGAAGAGCUGCAGCUUCUCUUUAUGACAAACAUCCAACAGUUAGUUCAGUUCAGCUUGUUGGUCCCCAGCAGAGGCUUCAAAAGGUCAAAGGUCAAGCCCUGGUUCUGUCAGAACACAGCAGCCUGGUUCUGGUGGGCCAUGGAGCCAGAGACCAUUCAGGAGAGAUGAGAGUAUCAGGCUACAGCUACCAAGAUGUGGCCAGGAUCAUCCAAAGCAUCUCCAGGACCAGUGAGAAGAUCCAGACUACUACAGUUCUGGCCUGUGACGCCGGAUCGGACCGCCGGUUCAGAGAAGCUCUGCUGAAGAAGCUCCAUGAAGCCGGCAUUGAGACGGAGUUACACCUGUGGACCGCUGUGGUCCAGGUCACAGAGACAGGAGAGGUCAUCAGUCAGGACGUCUCUGCAGGUGGAGCCCAGUGGAGAUCUGAAGAUCAGACCAAGAAGGUGGUUCUGACUGUUGGCAGGAAGGGAGAGAUACGGAGGAAGGAGUCGGACCGCACCGGAUACCAGGGAACAUUGGCCAAAAGAAGCAAGAACCUUCAUUGA
Molecule: messenger RNA, 1381 nt
Organism: Fundulus heteroclitus (mummichog)
Lineage: Eukaryota; Metazoa; Chordata; Actinopteri; Cyprinodontiformes; Fundulidae
Exons: 6
Coding region: 80-1381 (433 amino acids)
Source: RefSeq, a predicted model, not a curated record